Molecule: messenger RNA, 1975 nt
Organism: Solenopsis invicta (red fire ant)
Lineage: Eukaryota; Metazoa; Arthropoda; Insecta; Hymenoptera; Formicidae
Exons: 2
Coding region: 983-1717 (244 amino acids)
Molecular function (GO): nucleic acid binding
Source: RefSeq, a predicted model, not a curated record
UCUUAUUUAUCGUGUAUAAUAAUGUAAUAAAAUAGCAUAAUAGUGUAAUAAAAUAGCAUUGAAGUAAUGUAAUACGUUGCUAUUUUUCGAAGUAAAGUUUAAUAACAUAAAGUCACCUUGAUGUCUAGACUAAAAAGAAACUCGGUCUUCGCUUCGCAUGUCACUUGGCGCGAGACGCGACCGCGCCUCUUAAUUUUGCAUACCAGACGAUAAAUAAGAUUAAAUAAAAGAUUUCUUGGAAAUCAAUUUUCUAACGUUUAAGCUAUUUGCGCAAAAUCUAUUCGCGCGGUAAAUAAAUUCAUGUAAUUGCGUCUUUUGAGUCAUAUAAAUAUAUCCGAGGAAGUAUUAUUUCCAGUUUCAUUUGCGACGUCAAUCAGUUACCAUUCUGUCGUUAGUAAUCAGUGCUUGACAGAAAUUUCUGUAAAAUGACGCCGUUUAAUGUAGCAAACGUAAUAAACAUGUUAGCUACUACGUUUCAAAUUGCGAGUAUAACACAGACACCUAUAACACCAGUGGAAAUUGAAGUACAUAACGAAAUUACGAAAUAACGAACAAAAAUAUUUUACAAAAAGCUCAGGACACACGUUCAGUGAUAUUGAUAGAUCAUGAUUACGUGCUUGAUUUUGAAGAUCCGUCGGAGCCACAUUCCACGCAAGUUGUAGAACAUAUUACGCCUGCAGAAAAAGAAGAAGAUGAAGGCAGUUUCGAACCUGAAGUAUGCGUUGUUGAUGAUGAAGGAGGCAUAGUCGACUUCAGUUAUAAGAGAAAAGCUGUGGAGUUUUGGAAAAGUGGAAAAAAGGCCUGUAGAAUUUUAAGUGCAGUACAACACAAAUUCCGCAAGGUUAAAUCUUAUCAUCAACUAUACAGGUGGGAGACAAGUUUAGAAAAAGGUGGAACAAAUGCAGAUAAAUUUGCAUUUAUUGCGGAAUAUGUACUGCACAAGUUUCAAGAAGCUUGUGAUAGAAAAUCAAUCAUUCAUGAUAUGAAUUUAAGAUUAUGGGCCUUGGAGGCAAAGGAUCAAGUGGAUCUACCCGAAUUCAGGGCAAGUAAAUGGUGGAUUUGGAAGUUUAAAAAAGUACACGGAAUUGUUUCUCGAAAAAUAACCGCAUUCCGAACGCAAUUUACAUUUAAAGAUCAAGAAAAUAUACAAAAUGUCGCAAAAGAAUUUGUUUCAAAUGUAAAGUCCAAGAUCCCAGCUAUAGGACUAGAAGAAGUUUAUAAUGCAGACGAGAGUGGCUUCAACCUUGAAAUACAUUCUGGGCGAACAUUAGCGAAAUCAGGAGUGAAAAUAAUUGAGGCAGCAGUUCAAAGUAUAUCUUCAACAACACAUAGUUAUACUAUAAUGCCUCUUAUUUCGGCAAGUGGAAAUCUUCUUUCACCACUGUACAUCGUUUUGAAGGGGUCUACAGGAACAUUUGGACCGAGGGUGGAAGAAACUCUAUUUCGUCCAGUUAACAUAUACAUCCAGGCUUCAAAAUCAGGAAAACUCACUGCAAAACAUUUCAAAACUUGGUUCACCGAAGUAUAUCUACCGAAUACUGGCAGUAAAAGUAUGCUUCUACUUGACUCAUGGACGGGACACUGCCCGAGCCAGCUAGAGCAACAUGUACCACAAGCUCCUCCUUUUACAGCUGAAGAAAUCAUGCGGCGCGGUGGCGGAAGAGGAGCAAUAAUUCAAAUACUACGGGAGAGGCGGGAGGCUCGUGAAAAUCGUUAAUUUAUAAUUUUGUAUAAUUUUUAAUUUUGACUUUCCACGACAAUUAGAAUAUGUAACUAUUUUUUACUCGAGAGUCGUUUACUCAAGUUUAGUUGUUUAACAAUAUUUUGUUAAUAUUAAGAUAUUUAUGAUAGCGGCUGAUGAAGGCCUAGUGAGGCAGAAAUUGGUUCCGCGUUAUUAUAAUAAUGUACAUUGCUCGCUAAUGUAUAAUGCUUGCUCCUACUUGUACAUAAUAAAAAUAUAUGUAAUUUAGAAUAA